AUGGUGGCCAUCAACCUCCUUCCUCUCUUCCUCGUCCUCCCCACGCUUGCUCUCGCCAGCCACAACUCUCCCCUCGACGCCCGUAGCCCCCACCGUCGUCACAACCAUGCGCGUGCCGCAUCCUUUGCGGUCGGGCACGCCUCCGACUCUGUCAUGAAAAGGGCUGCUUCCGGUAGCAUCGAGGAGAAGAUGGCCAGGAAGAGGGACGGUAAAGACAUGGCCAACGUGGCCAAAAGAGGGGCCGAUGGUGCUAAAUGCCGAAAGAGGGGCGAAAGCUAUACCCCUACCGGCGUCAGCAGUACGCUCUCGGCCUCGAGCACUGUUGUUUCCUCUACCGAGGUCAUCAGUUCUGCUGCGAGCACGACCGAUGUGUCCAGCACCUCGGCUUCGAGCGAAACUGUUGAGACUUCUGCUAGCACCCAGGCGAGCUCUACGGAUGCCGAGUCUUCUUCCAUCGUCAACCAGCAAGUUUGGGUCGACGACGCCACUUCGACUUCCUCCUCUGUUGCUGCCGCCCCGAGCACAACUUCGGCCGCUGCUGCCUCUACAUCCUCUGCCUCCUCCAGCACCGGCUCGAGUGUGGUCAGCUAUGCCAACUUGACCCCUAACGGAAACAAGGCCGGUCUCAGUGCCGGUGAUGCCUUGCCUUGGGUCAAAGACCACAUUGGAUGGUGGUACGACUGGUCUGCCAAUCCCUCGGGAGACAGUGGAUCUGCUGUAGCUAUCCCUUGUAUUUGGGGUUCCGGUUCCGCCGACUCCAGCGACGCCUCUCGCUUGUCCGUAUUCUCUGCCAUCACCAGCACGCCCAGCUACAUAAUUGGAUUCGAGGAGCCCGACUGUGAUGCUGGAUCCGGCAGUUCCGGAUUCGACAUUGCCACUGGUAUCGCCUUGUGGGACUCUCUUGUGGCUCCUCACGGUGAAGCGGGAUCUGUCCUGGUUGGGCCUUCCAUGUGCAAGCAGGCCGCCGAGAGUGGAUGGCUCAGUCCCUUCUUGAGCGCUGUUACCAGGAAGCCCGACAUUAUGAACAUCCACGUCAACAAGAACAGUGCCGCCGGGAUCAACACUGAUAUUGACCACUACUGGAACACUUACGGUCUUCCUAUCUGGGUCACUGAAUUUGCUUGCGUCGACGACUCUUCUUCGUUCAUUCCUUGCACUGACCAGAGCGAGAUCAACACCUUUAUCCAAACUGCCGUUGACAUCUUUGAGAACGAUUACAGGAUUGCCGGCUAUGCCUACUCUAACGGUGAUGGUUUGUCUGAUGCGUGGGCCAUGGUGAAGAAUGGUGCUCUGAGCGAGUCCGGUCAGACUUACCUCGCCGCUAUCAGCAAAUACCAUUAA
Cryptococcus wingfieldii CBS 7118 is the source of this 1341-nucleotide messenger RNA. RefSeq lists its product as hypothetical. The transcript is spliced from 8 exons. Bases 1 to 1341 code for a protein of 446 amino acids. Gene Ontology annotation, biological process: fungal-type cell wall polysaccharide metabolic process. Lineage: Eukaryota; Fungi; Basidiomycota; Tremellomycetes; Tremellales; Cryptococcaceae. The record is from RefSeq and is a predicted model, not a curated record. Gene Ontology annotation, cellular component: fungal-type cell wall.